UUUUUUUAGUUCUAAAAAUUAGAAAAAGAUGAAAAGCAAGUUAAACCGAGAUUAAAAUUUACAUUGGUGGAAUCGGACAUAAAUCUUGUGUCAAUUCUGCGAUCGUGAUUUAUUUAAAAAAAUUCUUUAGCAUUGACCGUUGUGAUUAGACACAUCCGGUGAUUAGACACAUCCGAUGAUUAGACAUCUCCGGUGAUUAGACACCUCCGGUGAUUAGACACCUCCGGUGAUUAGACACCACAUGUCUAAUCACAACAUAAUCAAACAUGACACUGGGAGCAAGCGACACAGUUGAUCUGUGUCUUCUGUGCUGAAAAGCUCCCGCUCUCUUCCAUUUUGAUUGGUCAAGAUUCACGCGAUCAGAAUUCAAUGACGUUUGACUAUCUACAUUACAUAAUCGGAAAUAAUCCACGAUCAAUAUGGCACUUUGCGACAUUUCGCGGGAGGAUCAAACGUUGACGCUGCGUUAGAUAUUCAGACGUUUUCGCAUUUUGCGAGUGAUUCGAUGUGAUAUUUUUUUAGUUCUUUUUACAGCUGAUGAGCCGAACUGGAAGUUCGCCAGAGUGCCGACAAAAUCGCGAGUAUGUCGCGAAUAUCAGAAAGAAUUUCCGGAAUCCUGAGGUUGGCCGAUAGCACGAAAGUGACAGAGAGAAAGAAAUGUGUUACUGAAUUAUUGGCCUUGUAUCAAGAUGAGGAAGCUAUUAUGGAGAUAUGUCAGAACACAAAAAAGAAUGAUAUAGGAAAGGCCAAUUGGCCCUAUAUUAUGCUUACAAUCCACAAACUAAUUAUCGAUGAAGCACAAAAACCUGGUAAAGAAACGAGUGCCAAGAACAAUGAGAGACAGUCACUCAGUAAUCUGAUGACAGACACAAUUCGUCGAGCAAUUGAAAAAUCAGCUGAGUAUUUAAAAAGCAGCGAUAUAAUUGCUAUGAUAUUACAAAUAUUGGAUUCUAACAUCUAUAUGCAUUAUCAAGAAACAUAUCUGGGAAUAUUGGUUAAAUAUAUACUGCCCAAAAGUAUAAAUCAUAGCAACAUUUCAGCAGAACAAUGGAGAGAACUUUUGAAUGUUUGCACUAAGCUAUACAAAAAGACACAUCUCAAAAGUCACAUUAUAUUAGAUGCAUUGCAAAUGAUUGUAGAUUAUUCCUUCUUGCAUACAAACUUGCUUCCUUAUGUGAAAAGUUUGCUGUUGUUUCUGGAGAGGAUUUUCGAGAAUGUAAAAACGAACAACGAGCAAUUGAUAGAAUCUUUCUAUAAACUCAGCAGUAGCGUGUGUAAACAAAUCAUGACAGAAUCCAGAAUUGCGCUCUGCAGAUUUAGCGAAAAUGUAUCAAUGGAUAUCCUACGUUUGAAUGGUUCUGAAGAAAAAUAUAGGCUACUAUUAAUCUUCAUGCAGAUUCAUUAUCCAGAAGGUAUUUCCAGACAGGAUGAUGGUGCUUACGCCUAUGACUGGGAUAAAUGGAACGACUUACUGCGUAGCAUGUAUAUACUCAUUCAAGAGAAUUGUAAAUUAGAUGUACAAUGGCGUAGUUUUGUCCAGUUUGCCAGUGAAGUUGUGAAACAAUUAAUAGAUAAUUCGAUAAAUUUUACUUGUUCUGUCGACGGCUCCCAUUUUCAGUCAGCUAAGCGCAGACGAACGAUAAAGAAAAUCGAAAAUGUUGUUGAUCUGGUAACAGAAAGCAGCCCCGAGGAAAUAUGGCCAUUGUUGAGAAUUGUAACCGAAACAUUAAGAAAAUAUCCGCAAUGUUUGAAGUCACAAGAUCUUGCACUUUUGCUGCAACGCUUAACGGAACUCGCUCAGUCUCGAGACGAGUCUGUCAUGGAUAAUUUAUAUAAUUUGGCCAUUGUUCUCAUGGAGAACGAGAUGUCCAAUGGAGAAGAAGUGCAGGAUGCCACAAUUCAUUGGAGCAAAAUUUGGGAUAUGUUACUUAGAUCUCUGGGAGCAAAUCAAAAUGAGGAAUCAGGUCAUUCAUUAAUUCGAUGCUUUAUAAAACACGGCAGGAUGCCAAACGUGAAUGCUCUCCUUAGAUUGUACCUGACUAAGGCGAUCCGCUGGUCGCCGAAUAGUGUGCGCACACUACGAUAUUUGUGUGAGCGCGUCUCCUUGCCGGUAGACGCAUCAACGUCGAUGCUAGAUCCAUCGCCCUCGACGAUGAUGGCGCCGAUCUGUGACAGAACACGUCUUUUGGAAUGGCUCUUGAAUGCAUCGUGGCAAAAGCUGGCAACACGAUUAUCCGUCGAGACUAUCGAAGAUGUCUGUACGUUAUCAGUAGAUCUUAUUUUGAGCUCUCGUUACAAACAGAAUGCCAAGACAGAGCCGAAAUACUCGCAGAAUCGCGAGGAAACGCGCGUAACUUUCGUACCACAUCGAGACAUUCAUUCGACGGAUCUUUCGCGACUCUGUCACGCGUCUUUGACGUUCAAGUUGGAGUUAUUAGUGAAAUCGAAGGAUAAACGCAUCAAACGAAGUUCUGAGAUGAAAUUCAGCAGUGGAAAUCCUGUCUCAUAUGUACAGGAAGCACUCAAUUUCCUAAAGAAACGGCUAUAUGCUAUUCUUCAAGAGGAAGAUUUUAGUAACGUGAAUAAAAAUGUAGUUGAAGUCCACAUCGUACUAAUAAAGCUCGCGUUUUUAGCGAGAUUGCUGUCUGCUCUAAAGCAGUUGGGCAUUCUUAUAACGGAAGAUACUAUCGGUUGCUAUCAGCCACUGAUUGAUAUAAUGGAGAGACAACUAAAAAACAGUUUCGAAAUUCUGACGAAAAUCGAUUGGGCUAGGUGUAAACAUAUAUACUUACUAAGCAUAACCAGAGCAUUAGGCAUGCUCUAUGGAGCGAUUUAUGAUGUGGAAAUAGCCAGAAUAAUUGUCUCUGCAUCUACAGUGGACAUGUUCAAAAACAUAUUCGACUUGCUAAAUCUAGAAGACAGUCGUUGCAACUACGAGUAUUAUGAGGAACGUAGUACUUUUCAGGGAAGACGCAAGCGUUCUGUCAACAUGUACCUCGAGACUUCAGAUCCGAAACCGAAUCCACGCGAGGAUGCAAUUUGUCUACAGAUCGUAGAGGCUCUAGCAUCCUAUUGCGCUUUACACAUUGAUGCGGAUUGUGGCAAGUCCCCGGUGCAAACGAGGAUGUUGCGUAAUCUAUUGACCAUGCAUCAGGACUUUACGAAUUAUGUGGACUCCAGGAUGUCGCUGACGAUUCUCGAAUCGCUCAUCGUACGCGAUUACAACGAGAUCCAGCGUGAAUGCACGGACAUGCCAUUAGAAUUUCUGCUGAAGGUGUGCCAGGAAGGUUGCAAAGACGAGGAAUUAUUACGACGACUAUUGAACCUACUGCCUUAUUUCUUUGAAUACUCGACCAAGCACAGCUAUUCACCUAAAGAAAUCGUUUACGCUCUCGACCAGCUCUACAAGCGCAUUAAAAAGCGAAACUAUAGCAUUCUCGUACAUACGAGUUACAUGAAGUGCGCGUGCAGUUUUGUACGGAUCGAUCCAGGCUUUUCAUGGAAUUGUACCGACAUUUCUGACAGCAACGAUGUUCUGACAUUGUUUAAUAGUAUUCUCAAUUAUAUCAGCGAUCCACUUUUUGUGCUCCGUUCGCAAGCGAUAAAAUGCUUACAGGAGCUUCUGUCUUUUAGAAAUGUUGCUCACAAGUGGAAAGAACUAAUCUUUGUCAAGAUAGAGGAAAUAGCGUUUGAGCUGCUAGAUGAAACGGUUCAGCAAUCAAAUCCCAAUUCGCAAAACAGUUUGACAGAGAAUCUACAACAGGAUGAAAAAGAAACCAGAACGAGUAGUGCCUUAAUUGCGCUGGUCUCAGUGGUGUGUGCCAACGGGAUCCUUCAAGGUCGUGCCUUAUGCUCUAUAUUACGAUUGGCGAUGAAGAAGGAAGUGAAUGUACAUACGGUGCGGAAAGUUCUCUCAGCAGCGGCGCAAUACACGACAACGUAUGUGUCACUCAUCGAGGAUAACUUAAAUUAUUUGCUAACCUUCUGGAUCGAGAAAGCGCAUUAUGAAUUGCAGAGCUUUCCAUGGACACUUGCGGGAUGCGAGACUAUAAACGAAUUCUUUAGAAGAAAUAUCAACCACAUUAUUCCGAUCUUAUUGCGCACGUCAGAUAUCAAUGAAACUAUAUCUUUUUGUACGAAUCGCGUUGGCGUGGCUUUCAACGAGGUCUUUAAAGACGUCUUUCCGACCUGCUUCGCGUGGUUGAUGUCACGCGUGGUUGUAUUCGACUCCGACGCUAUCGAGAUAAUGCGCAAAUUGACGAAAAAUAUUGACGAAUUUGCGGAUAUGUGCAAUUUCAAUCAACUGCUUCAUUCUCGCCUGCAAGAUGUUCUCGUGGAAUUGAUACGGCGGCUACACGAUGAGGACGAUUUCAAGCGCGUUUUCUCGAUCUCGUGCGUUUACUUUCCGGCAACAGAUCCGCCACAUUAUUCGCGAGCUUUACUGGAUAUAUGUUUCGAUCAUCUGGAAUCACACGGCUUCCUGAAGAUGCGCACAUUGGUCGCCCAGCAAUCAGCAGUGCUGCAGAAGACAUUGUUACAACUCGUGUGCGCCGUUCACUCGUCACGUUGUCGCGAGGGUAAGCUAAAGCGAUUGCAUCAGUACACGUAUUUUUUCACGUGGUUGAUGCGCAAUCUUGCAAAGCCCGUCUUCGACGAAAUGGCCGCGUUUCUGGUUCGGGACGUUUGCUACAGCCUGUUGCAUCUAACCAGGAAUGAUGACGAUGAGACGCUCACCAUGACAUGCUGCAAGUUUCUAAAUCUGUUCUUGAGAUCGGCGCUCCCCGCGAGAGCCGCGGAAGUCCGAGAUAUUCUUCGGUUCAUCGUAGCGAAUUUGAUCGGCUUGGUGCAAUCCGACGCGAAUGGUAUCGGUGAGGUCACCGCGGAUCUACUCAAGUUUCUCAUAGUGGAGCAGAGAGACGUGUUGCGAGAAGCUAUCGCAAAGCUCGGCACGUUCCCAAAUCAAGAGGUCUUUCAGAACGCGAGGAGAAUUCACAAUUCCAUUAGAUCGGAGAACGGAGCUGUGCUAUGCUUUGAAGACGAGCUUGAACAUUUCCUAGAUGCCACGAAUGAAGAAAACGUUGAGUGCACGCUAGAAGAUCUUGUGAAUCUCACGCAGCAGUUGACGAUGAGGAAAAAGGAGCUGCGAGAACUGCACCGAAAAUUGGAAAGACCAUAUCCGGAGAACGAUGCCAGUAUCCUGCAUCGGUUGAUAUUUAGACUUAUUAGAUUGAUGGAAUCAUCUAAUCUACGCGUGUCAUUAGAGGCCACCAAAUGUCUUGGCGAAAUAGGUCCGAUAGAUUCCACAAUGGCCCUACGAACAGCCGGAAAUCUCAUCCGAGAAGCGGACUAUGCAAUAGAAGCUUUGACCUAUCGAUCUGUUACGAUAUUAACGAGUUUUCUUGUGGAAAAUUCAGUGAAACUUCGCAAGGUAAGCGCGGAUGCCCUUUACGCCGUUUUGUCAACCUCCAGUGGUCGAAAAUUAUUCGAUUCCAAAUAUUCGAAAGACCUGUCGAACAUUCUUGACUGCACACCUCUGAAAAUCGACUACAUCCGGCCGUUUGCACACAGUCAUUAUGUCACGCAGACCUCCUUCUGCGUGGACGCUACGAAAUUUCGUAUUGUCAUGAAUUCAAAGAACGCGCUGUGGACGGUGCAAAACAACGAGAAUUAUGCGGAAUGGAUUAUCAAAGUUACCUGUAACAUUGCCGAAUGUUUUGUCGACUCUUAUCUGGAAAGCUUUCUUCCAGUUUGCCGACUCAGCGUCGAAUUCUGUGAGGUGAUCCUACCGAGGAUCAUUUAUCUCGUCAUCCACGAAAAUGCUAGCUUUAUUGAUGCCAUGUGCGACUGUAUCAAUCAAUUCUUCAGGCAACACUUUGCGAUGAGUGAGACAGAGACCAUCGCGUCGCCGACGUCGAAGAGUGACAGCUGUGACCAGAAGAUUGUACGUCGCAUGCUGGAUGUGGUAAAUCACAUCCGCACUCAGCUACCAGAUGGCACAAGCUUAAGACUUGACUAUGUCUAUCUGGCCAAAGCGGCACACAAAUGCUCUGCAUAUUAUACAGCUCUAUUGUUUGUACAACUUGCUUGCGGAUUGAUCUCGACGGACUAUCCAGAUUUCAGCAGUGAUCCGAGGAUCGACUACAUCUAUGAAUGCAAGCCGGAAGUCGGCCGGGUGUUGCAGGACAUCAUGCUGGACACCUAUCUGAACAUCAGCGAUCCGGAUGCUACAUCUGGCGCUGGAGUAUCGCAUGUGCUUAAUCACGACUCCCGCGUGCAAUACUAUGCACGUACCAAUCGCUGGGACAAGGUCAUACUCGCGCAGGACAUUGAAUUGUCUAACCACAAUCAUCCGUCAUUAGCGAACGCCAAGCUGGGAAUGGCAAAUGCACUAUGCCAUUCGGGACUGCAGUUUCUCCAGUGGCAAUUCCUGGGUGAUGGUCUGGAUGAGAAAUUUAGUUAUGAAUGUGCUUGGAGACUCGGCAAAUGGGAUCUACCUGUUAAUGAAACUGCCGCUGUCAAUUAUAACGAUUUUCAAACGCAACAAUUACGACUAGAGUCACUGGAGAAUGCGUUCCACGAGUAUCAUUAUCAUGCAUUGAGAUGCUUCCACGAAAACGAUCAUCGGGGCGUAGAGCGAGCGAUUGAAUGUGGUCGCAUGAGCAUAAUUCAUGAACUACGAGUAAUCAGCCCGGAAAGUAGCAAGAUUGUCAAUCAGAAAUUGUCGCAGCUACGGCUUCUGUGUGAGAUCGAGCAGCUGAGUUGGGCGUCUGAUUCACCAAAAGAGAGAUAUCCGGAGAUUUUACGACGCUGGAACGAGCACGAGAUCAGUUUGACUGGUCAGUUCGAUCAUGUGGAACCGAUCUUGUGGCAACGCAUUACCAUGUUUCACAUACGCGAAUCUCUUCGAACGGAUGCAAACAUGCAGGAGGCAUUCUUUGCUACUUGUCUGGACUUGGCAAAGAUCGCGGAAGGUCAGAGUAAUUUUCCGGUGGCCAACCGAGCACUGAGAACGCUCGAAAUGCAUCAAAACUUAUCUAUGAAUCUGGAAAAUCAAUUACUCUAUCAGGAAUCGCUUUUAGCGUGGAUGAAUGGCGAGCAGCUGGUAGCGCGUCAUUUAUUACGCAAUUUGAUCGAGAAAAAAAACCCAGAGCCAAGCUUGAGAGCAAAAGCUCUGCGGGUCUAUGGUGAUUGGAUGGCAGAAACAAAAUCGGAAAAUCCUCAAGCAGUGAUACAAAAAUAUUAUUUGACGUCCAUCAACAUCAGUGAGACUAUCGAACGAACAUCCGAUGUUAUUAAAAAUCUUUAUGACACACAGGUCGCGCUAGCACGUUUUGCCGAUGCACAGUACGAGCAGAUCACCACAUAUAUGAAUUCUCCUAUGUACGGGGCAUUGAAAGAAUAUGCUCGUAGCAAUACUACAAAUAAAGAGGACCAUGCGAAAAUGAUGAAGAAUCAGGAUUUCAAGCGCGCUGUGAUAAUCAGUCAGAAGCAGUCGACGAAUGACGCAGCCGAAUUAAAGAAUAUCGAGCAGGAAAAACGCAACUACCUCGCGCAGGCUCUAAAGUAUUAUGUAAGAACGCUGCGCGGCAGCGAGGAGCACAAUCUGCUGAUCUUUCGAUUAAUAGCACUUUGGUUGGACAACAUGUACGAAGACGAGGUAAACGAAGAGAUGCUACAUGAGCUGGAUACCAUACCAUCGUUCAAAUUUGUGCCACUAGUGCCGCAAUUAGCUGCCCACGUGAGCAACGAUAUCAAGCAGGCGCAUAACUUCUCCACGCGGAUCUUCCGGAUCCUCGAGCGAUGUGCCCUAGAGCAUCCGUAUCAUACACUGCCCGUGGUGCUGGCGCUGAAGAAUUUGCACUGCGACGACCAAUACGAAUCGAGUUCGAGGGUCGUGAAGAAAGAGGAGCGUCGCGUGCUAGGCGCUAAGAUGCUUCUCAAACGAUUGGCUGGGUCUUCCGUGCGAACGAUCAUUGAAGAAAUGGAAAUCCUGUCACGAGCGCUAGUGAGUUUCGCUUACUGGCAACCCAAGGGAAUAUGUCAUCAGAGUAAACGCUAUUCAAUCUCACGGGAGCAGCCAAUAGUCAAGAUCAAGAAUUUAAAUAACGUUCUUCUACCAACGUUGAGUCUACACGUGAAGCCGUCGGGUAAUUAUAACAAUGUGAUCGGCGUGAGAUCGUAUCAGGAGAUCUGCGAAUUUGUCGGUGGCGUGACUGCGCCUAAGAAGAUCAUCUGCAUCGGCACUGAUGGUGUGCAGCGUCGACAGUUGGUCAAGGGUAAAGAUGACCUGCGACAAGACGCCGUGAUGCAGCAAGUGUUCACUGUGAUGAAUACAUUGCUCCGCACGUGCAAGGAGACACAACGACGAAAUCUGCGUAUCAGAACAUACAAGGUGGUGCCAUUGACGCAGAGAUCAGGCGUAUUGGAAUGGUGUGACAACACAAUGCCCAUCUCAACAACUCUGACAGGGAGUUCGAAUACGCCCGGUAUGCACAAGAAAUAUUAUCCGCGAGACCUAAGUGCAAAUGCGGCUAGAGAGAAAUUGAAGAACGUUGCGCAAGAAUCAAACGAGGUAAAAUUGGCGGUUUUUCUUGAGUGUUGCAAACGUAUGAAGCCGGCAUUUCAUCAUUUCUUCGAAGAGAAAUAUCGAUCGCCCGAGACCUGGGUCGAGAGAACUCUCACGUAUACACGCAGCGUUGCUACCACGUCUAUCGCGGGUUACAUUUUGGGCCUCGGUGACAGACACCUGAGUAACAUUCUCAUUGAUGAACAUACCGCCGAGGUGGUCCACAUUGAUUUUGGUGUGGCUUUCGAGCAGGGCAAGGUGCUGCCUAUUCCAGAGAUGAUUCCCUUCAGGCUAACCAGAGACCUCGAGGUUGCCAUGGGUGCUUCUGGCAUCGAAGGCACCAUGAGACGCAGUUGCGAAGUGACCAUGCAGAUGUUACGCGAUCAGAGACAAAUUAUCAUUACCCUCCUUCAAGUUCUGUUAUACGAUCCGCUCUUCACAUGGGCAAUCACGCCGGAGAAAGCGUGCAAGAUGCAGAGCGAUGUCAUAAGGGGCUUUUCGGAGAAUAGCGGACGAGCGCCCGUGGAAACCAACAAGAUCGCCAAGAGAGCUCUUUUGAGAAUCGAACAGAAAUUGCAAGGCACCGAGGACGGUCUGGUGUCCAGCGUUUCUGGACAGGUCGAGAGACUUCUGCAGGAAGCGCGAGACCCCACGAAUUUGUGUCGAAUUUAUUGUGGCUGGCAGCCAUAUUUGUAAACAUCAGUAAAUAAUAUUCCUAGGAUAAGUUUUAUUUGAUAAUAUACAGUCAAAACUAA
This is a messenger RNA of Pogonomyrmex barbatus (red harvester ant), 9321 nucleotides long. RefSeq names its product Serine/threonine-protein kinase tefu (gene tefu). Gene Ontology annotation, molecular function: protein serine/threonine kinase activity; protein binding. NCBI's taxonomy places the organism in Eukaryota, Metazoa, Arthropoda, Insecta, Hymenoptera, Formicidae. Gene Ontology annotation, biological process: DNA repair. The record is from RefSeq and is a predicted model, not a curated record.